Molecule: messenger RNA, 1420 nt
Organism: Phycodurus eques (leafy seadragon)
Lineage: Eukaryota; Metazoa; Chordata; Actinopteri; Syngnathiformes; Syngnathidae
Exons: 1
Coding region: 101-1129 (342 amino acids)
Source: RefSeq, a predicted model, not a curated record
CUUCACAACAGUCACUUCUUCACAGGAAGAGUAGCAUCUUGCACCGGUUCUGAUGCUUUUAUAGUAUUCUUCAAUUCGGGAGAACGAUCCAUCUCGAGUCAUGUAUGCUGUCACGCUCCUAGCGAUCGUUCUGCCUGGAUUCUUGUCGUUCUCCUCCUCCGACAAGGACAUGUGCGACUUGUACGCGGCAGUUGGACAAACGAUGGAGCUUCCAUUUGUUUACAACCAGCUGGCCAACACGGACGUGCUGAGCUGGACUCACAACGGCACCAUCGUUUUCAACCGGGAGCAAACCAGAGUGUCUGUCGGAAAGCAGGAGGACGUCUCUCAGACCGGUUCUCUUCUGCUGAAGAACUUGAAUCUCUCCAGUGGGGGCUGGUACCAGGCCACCGUCCGCCAUCCAAACCGUACCCUGGUGACGCUGUGGACCAGCCGUCUCUGCACGAUGGACAAGGUGUCACAACCGCGGCUCAGUUACUUCUGCGACCUGAAAAUCGGAUUUGUCAAUCUCAGCUGCCACGUGGCGAAUCCUCAAGACUUAUCCUUUUCGUGGACCGUUGACGAUAUCAACUUAUUGGGUGCGACCAAGCAGACUUUGAACGUAUCCCUGGACAAGGAAAAGAAUUUCGCAUGUAGGGUGAAGAACAGAUUUAGCACAGAGAGGAGUGACACUGUUCGUCCAGUCUGUAAAAACCCACCCCCGACUUCACCAGCAACAACACCGGUUCUGCUUUGUUUUACUUCUAAAACGAUCAUCGCGGUGCUGGGGGGAGGAGCGGCUGUGUUUCUUCUUCUGCUCGUCAUCCUCGCCAUGUUGUGUCAACGCCAAGGACGUGGCAAAAGCGACAUGUGUGUCUCGGGCAAAGGGGACCUCAGGAUGGUUUCUGUAAAACAGCAGAGACCUGAGCGCAGCAGCCCAGAUUACGAGACCAUGAACCCCGCCGACUUUCCUACGUCCGCGUUUCCAGAACCUUUAUCCAGAACUUGUCAUACGAGUGCUUCUACGCCCAGUGAAAGCCUUCCACAGCUGCACCAAGCGGCUGCCAGAGAACCCUCACCGGUCCCAAAGCCCAGGACCAAAAACCCGCAGACACCAAACAUGUCAACCUCUUUAAAGUCAUUACAUUGAUUAUUUUUCUCUCUGCUAAGGAAAUCUACAGUGUACACGGGAAGUCUUUGAAAAUGCUUACGAGUGUGAUAAAUAUCCCCACACAAUGUCUAGAAAUUCAUGUUGUAAUUAUGUCAUUAUAAAUUUACACACAGUAUGCAAAUUCAUGUUUUAUGAUGUCUUGAAGGAAGUAAUAUGCCCAAACAAGACAUCUAAAAAUGCGUUGUUUUCAUCAUAAACAUCCCCGUACGCCAUGUCUAUAAAUUGGUGUUUUAACUAUGAACAUAUAAUAAAUGUAUCCAAACGUGUGUA